ACGCGGUUUAUUUAAAAUAAGUAUGAAUAUGAACUGAAUUUUAUUGCUAAUGUCGACUCCAUAGCUCGCUAUUGCUUAUGUCGACUCCAUAGCUCGCUAUUAGUCUUACCAUGUGAUAAAAACUCCGAUGCCUAGUUAUAAGCCUCGUGUAAACAAUGCAUCAGGAUGACAGUUCUUAAGGUCACGCUACACUGGUUCCGCCAUCUUGCAUCUUAGCUACCUGCGUCGCAUAGCAACGCGUGGCCAGAUGUUAUAAUAUACUUAUCGAAUGCACCUGGCGCCAACCUGCAGGCUUCCAUUUAUUGAAAAUCUUUUUUGGUUACGCAUCUGGCGUGGGCCUAAAAAUAUAAGUAAAGGCGAUAUUUUUACUUAAGUUAGGUAAGCUGAUAUACAAAAAUUUUAGUAAACUGUAUUGAUGAAGAUUGACAAAGGUUAGGUACCUUAUAUGUAUUAACUGGGAAAUAUAAAAGAGAUCGAGGCUGAGUAUUUACAUACAUCUGUGAGUUUUUAAUGAAUUAUUACUUUGUUUUAUCUAUAAAUUAUGUCAUGAAAACAUAUUCAUUAUUUUUUUUCCUAAUUAUCUCGGACAUCCGCAAUAUAAUAAUAAAAAAAGCAAUAGAUGAUUGAGCGUGAUAUUAUGGCUAGACUACUUAUGCUCAGUAGCCUGUAUUUUUAAUUCAGAAAAAUAUCACAUGACAGCUGACAAUAUUACAUCCAAAACCGUAUCAUAAUAAGAAAUUAGAAUCAGAAUUGGGUAACAGGUAAUCUCUCGUCUCAUCCGUAUUCCUUCCGCCUUCAUGCAUCGCUCGUGUACAUCGCACAUGAUAUCCUUUAAUUACCUUUCUAUACUUGUAAACAUAUGCAGCAUCACUUAGCGGGCCCCGGCACCAACUCCCGCGCAUCUUUUUUAUCCAUUCUACAAUCGUCGGAUAAAAUCACCUUAAAACCUAUGUAUCAUUAUCGUUCCUAUGUAUAGGUAUAGACAAAAGAGGUCAAUUUGCACUUACAUUCCAAUCAAUAUGAUGUAAUUUUGUUAUCAUUGCGCCCGAGCGUCUCGCUGGAACACGAACAAGUACGAGAGGAAUGCACCCGCGUAUGAUAGCAAAAUUACGUUAUUUUGACAUUGAAAUGUUUCGAUUUGGCCCCACAAUACAAUCCGCAUUAUCAGUGCAGAUGAUGACGUCACGGGGUGCAGGUAGCGCCCGCGCGUCGGCAUCAGCAUGCUCUCGCGCAUCAUUUCUUACCAUCUGUCUUGUAUCGUACGCCGCGCGAUCCGAACGUACAGAGCUUAUCUGUUACAUGAAACCUCUCAGUAUAUACAAAGUUUGAUUAUUAGUUUUAAAAAAUUGCGGAUUCUAUUAUUUGUGUUAAAAAAAGUGAAUGUAAUUAGAUAGUUUAUUGCUAGUGAUAAGUGUUAUUGAUAAUAAAAUGACGCAAGCGAGAGGUUGACGGAAAAUGGUAGUUGGUCGCGAUGGCGCCCGAUGCCGACGUCGAGGACCGAGCGGGCUACAGACCAGUACCAGUGCAUGUGCCGCGAGGGACUCCGAGGCGUAUAGCCCCUUCUCGACCUGCUGCGACUCGAGCCUGGCUCGAACGGGAGACCAGAAGCCCUGGCGAGCACCGCCGACUCCUCGACUCGCCACCGAGCCCGAAACUCCAAGCCGGCCUCACGCUUGGAGUGUGGGAUGUUGUGAAGAAACAGAAACACGUCAAGCCGAUAGAAGAAAAGCCGAAAGUUAAGACGAAGUUUCAGAAGAGAUCGGAGAAGUUGUACGCUGUUCUCAAACCGCCUUAUUUUAUACUCACCGUUAUCAUUAUAAUCGUAUCAAUGUACUUGUGGGGCUCGGAGCGCGCGCGCAUGCGUCUGGAGUGGUCGCCGGGUGCGUGGUGGAGGGAGCCGUGGAGACUGCUGUCUUAUGGCGUUAUACAUGCUUCGGCCACGCACUUGGCUACCAACGCCAUCGUUGCUCUUGCGGUGGGCUGGGUGCUAGAGCGUGAGCAGGGCCGCGCCCGCGUCUGCGCGAUAUGGGCGGCGGGGCUGGCGGCGGGCGCGCUAGGCGCCGGAGCAUUACAACCUCGAGUACGCGUUGUUGGAGCGUCCGCCGCCGUCUACGCGUUAUUGACAGCGCAUCUGCCUAACGUGUGCCUUAGAUUCGGCCACAUCCCACUGUGGUGGUUCCGGCCUUUAAGUGUGGUGGUGCUGGCGACAUCAGAGACGCUAAGCUGGGUGCUGUUGCGCACGCCAGCAGAUGCCUGGGCCGUGGCACCAGUGGCCUGGUCCGCUCACGCUCUGGGAGCCGCAGUCGGCAUCCCUGUUGGCUUCCUCGUCUUCUCAGGAGAGAACUCUAAUAAAACACCUAUUUUAAUCGCCAGGUUCAUCUCUGCCUUAGCAUUAAUAGGUGGGACAACUCUAGCAACAAUCCAUUAUGUGUUCUGGCAUGAGUUGGAUACAUGACGCACAAUUAACAGCCUUAAAGAGGCUACUUAAAGUGCAAUUUCCUCCGUCCGCUAUUACAUAGCUUUCGAUGGAAUUUAUACCUUUAUAGGUAGUUAAGAAGUAAGAACCAAAGGAAUGAUGCAGAUGAUCGCAAAAAGUCUUCCUUUACGUGUUGUUAUUGUUAACUUUUUCUAGUUCGUUUCAUGUUGGUAAACAUGGGAAUAUUUGUUGCUGAAAAUGUAUGACUUGAAUGAAUU
Molecule: messenger RNA, 2694 nt
Organism: Cydia pomonella (codling moth)
Lineage: Eukaryota; Metazoa; Arthropoda; Insecta; Lepidoptera; Tortricidae
Product: rhomboid-related protein 2-like
Exons: 5
Coding region: 1472-2455 (327 amino acids)
Cellular component (GO): membrane
Molecular function (GO): serine-type endopeptidase activity
Source: RefSeq, a predicted model, not a curated record